AUGCGUUAUUCAUUCAUUUCGGCAUUGAUUGCCAUUAGUUCUGCCGUUCAGGCUGCUGCGCAGCUUAGCGGCAAGGUUGGGCCUUUGACUACUCGCCAAGCCAAGGCUGCCAUCAAGACCUGUAACAUCGCCAACUACGGUGCCAAGGCAAACGCCAAGACUGACAACAGCGCGGCUAUUCAGAAAGCUUGGGAUGCUUGUAAAGUCAGCGGUGGAGAAGUUGUCAUCCCGGAGGGUGAUUAUGGUCUUGGCACCUGGUUGACUCUAUCGUCCAAGACUCCCAUGUCUUUCCGUCUUGACGGAACUAUUUACCGCAUCGGUACUGGUGACGGCAACAUGUUCAUGUUCAAGCACCUGGUGGAUUUUGAGUUCUACAGCAGCACUUCGAAAGGUGCGAUCCAAGGCUAUGGAUAUGAGUUCCACAAGAAUAACAAAUACGGCCCUCGUAUACUUCGCUUCUUUGAUGUCAAGAGCUUCUCCAUGCACGACGUUGCUCUUGUUGACUCUCCUGCAUUCCACUUCUCUCUGGACACUUGCUCGAACGGAGAAGUGUAUAAUACAGUCAUUCAUGGAGGCGCACGAGGCGGUCUGGACGGUAUCGACGUCUGGGGAUCCAACAUUCACAUCCAUGACGUUGAAGUCAGCAACAAGGACGAGUGCGUCACUGUCAAGAACCCUUCUGACCAUCUUCUUAUCGAAAACGUCUUCUGCAAUUGGUCUGGCGGUUGCGCCAUGGGCUCGCUCGCCACAGAUACCAACAUCCACCAUAUCGAGUACAACAAGAUCUACACUCAGCGAUCGAACCAGAUGUACAUGUUCAAGUCGUACGGUGGAAGCGGUACCGUCUCGAAUGUCGCCCUCAAGAAUUUCCAGGGCCACUCCAACGCAUACACCCUCGAUCUCGAUGCGGAAUGGAGCUCUAUGAAGCCCAUCGCCGGCGAUGGUAUUCUGUACAGCAACAUGACUUUCUCGGGUUGGUCUGGAAGCUGCAACGAUGGUCAUCAGAGGGGGCCUGUCAAGUUCAACUGCCCCGCUGAUGUUCCCUGCGUUGACAUGAAGGUUGAUAACUUUGCCGUUGGCAGUAGCAAGGGCAGCACAGUUGAGCACGUUUGCAAGAACUCUUAUGGUUCUGGAGUCUGUUUGAAGAAAGGCAACGGCGGUGCUUACACUACAACUCAGACUGUCAACGCUCCUAGUUCCGCGACCAAGACCAUGGAUGGAGAGCUGGUCAAUGGUCUCGGCCUCACUGCUUCCAUUGCUGUCCCUACUAUCCGAUCCUCCUUCUUUCCUGGUGUUGCUGUUAUCAGCCCCCUUAUGGGUGGCUCUGCCCAGAAGGCCAAGGCUACUGCUUGA
Fusarium sp. VM40 is the source of this 1353-nucleotide messenger RNA. The record is from the annotation of a GenBank genome assembly. NCBI's taxonomy places the organism in Eukaryota, Fungi, Ascomycota, Sordariomycetes, Hypocreales, Nectriaceae.